UCUACUCUCAUCUCUAUCAAUAAAAAUCAAAAAGAAAAAAAAAGACAAACAAAUACAUACGUUACACCAUCCCCCACCUUCCAUUUCAUUCACCCCCCCAACUCACACUUUCAACCCAAUCAAAACCAAAUUCCCAACCGUAAAUUUCAAAACCCUAACUAACUAACUAAUGCUAACAACCGCCGUCACCGCGGCAGCUACAGUUCCGGCUUCCGCGGUGUACGCUGCCGCCACUUCUCGUAAUCAAAAAUGUUAUCGAAAAAACGGUUGCCGUGCGGUCGCCGGAAACUUGGGCCAUUUUGUUGAGAUAGUUAAAAAGGAUGUUGAUUUUUUGAAGAAGAAUAUAAGUGAUGGAUUGAAUUGGACAAGUGAAGCUAUUCGGUUUCCGAAAAUUAAGAAGAAAGUGGAUGAAGUUGUUUGGUUGAAGAAUCUUGAAGAUCCUAAUUAUGAAAAAAAGUCUAAUUCUUGGCCUCAGCCUUAUUAUCCAGAACUAUCUGGCACUGAUCUUGUAUUGGCUGAUCUUAAAGCUUUGGAGGCUUAUAUACUCUAUUAUUACUAUUUGUCUAAAAUGUGGUCCAAGCCACUUCCAGAAGUUUAUAACCCACAAGAAGCUGAUGACUAUUUCAAAUGCCGGCCUCAUAUUGUGGCCCUUCGACUAAUUGAGGUUUUUGGUUCUUUUGCCUCAGCUGCAAUCAGAAUAAGAUUAGCGGGAAUUAAAAGGUCAAAAAGUUCAAGUUUAGGCACAGAGGCUGAUGAAUACUAUUCCCAGUACAAUUUCGGGAUGGUGUUAAAAGAAACAAUGCUAAACUUGGGUCCUACUUUUAUUAAAGUUGGCCAGUCCCUUUCUACAAGGCCAGAUAUUAUUGGCUUUCCCAUAUCCAAGGCUUUAGGUGAGCUUCAUGAUCAAAUCCCCCCUUUCCCCCGGGAUUUAGCCAUGAAAAUUAUAGAGGAAGAAUUAGGUUCACCUGUGGACACCUUCUUCAGUUACAUCUCUGAUGAAGCGGUAGCUGCAGCAUCAUUUGGUCAGGUCUACAGGGCAAAUACAAUAGAUGGUGUUGAUGUUGCUGUGAAAGUUCAAAGACCUAAUCUGCGACAUGUAGUGUUUCGGGAUAUCUAUAUCAUGCGAGUUGGGCUGAACAAUGUGCAACGAGUGAUGAAAAGAAAAAGUGAUCUACGCCUUUAUGCUGAUGAGCUUGGGAAAGGGUUGGUGGGGGAGUUGGACUAUACUUUGGAGGCUGCAAAUGCUCUAGAGUUCAUGGAAGCUCAUUCUUCAUUUUCUUUCAUUCGUGUUCCAAAAGUAUAUCAGCAUCUGACUCAAAAAAGGGUCCUAACUAUGGAGUGGAUGGCCGGUGAGAAUCCAAAGGAAUUACUUUCCAAAUGCAGUAGUGAGUUUGAACAGGAAUCUCAAUAUUCAGAAAAGCAGCGAAUCGAUGCUAAGAAGCAUCUUCUUGAUCUGGUUAGCAAAGGAGUUGAGGCAUGUCUUGUUCAACUUAUUGAAACUGGCUUAUUGCAUGCUGAUCCACAUCCUGGAAAUAUGCUUUAUUUACCAUCUGGGCAAAUAGGGUUUCUUGAUUUUGGACUAAUAUGUCGGAUGGAAAAGAAACAUAAGUUUGCCAUGCUUGGAUCUAUUAUUCAUAUAGUAAAUGGAGACUGGGCAUCUCUUGUUGGAGCCCUUGCUGAUAUGGAUGUCGUAAGGCCUGGAAUAAAUGUCUCGCGAGUUAUCAUGGAACUGGAAUAUGCCAUGGAUGAGAUAGAAUUCGAGGAUGGAAUCCCUGAUGUCAGAUUUAGCCGGGUGCUGGGUAAAAUUUGGGCCAUAGCCUUGAAGUAUCAUUUCCGCAUGCCGCCAUAUUACACCCUGCUGCUACGGUCCCUUGCUUCCUUUGAAGGAUUAGCAAUGGCUGGGGAUCCAGGUUUUAAAACUUUUGAAAGUUCAUACCCGUAUGUUGUUCGUAAACUCCUUACUGAUAACUCACUUGAUACAAGGAAGAUCCUGCACUCGGUUGUGUUAAACAAAAGAAAAGAACUUCAAUGGGAGAAGGUUUCUUUUUUAUUGAGAGUUGGUGCAACGAGCAAAGGUAUACACCUGGCACUAAAAAGUGGAACUUCUGUCGAAGAUCCCUCCAAUGGACCAGCUCGAGUAAUGGAUACCAUAAACUUAGUCCUUAAACUUGUACUUUCAAAAGAUGGUGUGGUAGUGAGACGACUUUUGAUGACUGCAGAUGGAGCCUCACUAAUCCGGGGUAUAGUUUCCAAGGAAGCAAGACCUUUCCGCCAUCAAGUAUGCAAAUUAAUUGCAGAUAUGCUAUAUCAUUCGAUAUGUGCAGCCUUAGACAAAUCUUUCAUCGCCACCAGAUAUGGUGCCAUUCACAGAUCAUCGUCUUCGACACCAGCCAUCACCUUCCAGUCUCUAGUGAAAAAUCGGCGUCUCAAAGUCAUUUUCCUCAAAGUCUUAGAAUCUGGAAGAAAAGAUCUGGUACUUAUGGCCCGCUUAUGCUGGGUUAGCUUUUUGACACUUGUUGCAGCAUCUGCUUUGGCUUGUCACCGUGUAGUUGUUUCUUUAUCCGAGACUUAUUUGGGCCGUUUAUCAUUCGCUUCCAAGAAACUUGCAGUAAGUACCUAAUCUUAUAUGUGAAUACAUGAAGACUACAGAUGACUGAGACUGAGAAUAUGAUGAAUCCAGAAUUAUAAUGCUCCUACUUUUGGAAUUGUAGUGCUAAUUCAAAAUGUUGUGGUUUCGACACUAAGGAUCACAUUUCCAUGACUAAUUGUAUAGGUUCCAAUUCUGCAAUAAAUUAUCUUGAAGUGCUCGCAUUUCAUUGUAAA
This is a messenger RNA of Erigeron canadensis, 2823 nucleotides long. RefSeq lists its product as uncharacterized. Gene Ontology annotation, molecular function: protein kinase activity; ATP binding. The transcript is spliced from 16 exons. The record is from RefSeq and is a predicted model, not a curated record. Gene Ontology annotation, biological process: protein phosphorylation. NCBI's taxonomy places the organism in Eukaryota, Viridiplantae, Streptophyta, Magnoliopsida, Asterales, Asteraceae. Bases 170 to 2620 code for a protein of 816 amino acids.